GGGCAGGUAGCUGAGGAGGUCCACGGGCCACCCCGGAGCGCGGGAGUGAGGUACCGAGCCCAGCAAGCCUGACACCCUAGAUCCAGCCCGGGACUCCUGGGUGCUGCGGGUCGAGGUCCGGGUCCACUGGUGGGGACUGAAAAUGGAGGAAGGCGGGAAUCCAGGAAGCUUGACUAAAGUGGUCCAUCUCCUGGUCUUGUCAGGGGCCUGGGGCAUGCAAAUGUGGGUGACCUUCAUCUCAGGCUUUGUGCUUUUCCGAGGCCUUCCCCGACAUACCUUUGGUCUGGUGCAGAGCAAACUCUUCCCUUUCUACUUUCACAUCUCCAUGGGCUGUGCCUUCGUCAACCUCUGCAUCUUGGCUUCACAGUGUGCCUGGGCUCAGCUCACAUUCUGGGAGGCCAGCCAGCUCUUCUUGCUGCUCCUGAGCCUCACACUGGCCACCAUCAAUGCCCGCUGGCUGGAGUCCCGCACCACGGCUGCCAUGUGGGCCCUGCAGACUGUGGAGAAGGAGCGGGGACUGGGCGGGGAGGUGCCGGGCAGUCACCAGGGCUCAGACCCCUACCACCAGCUGCGGGGUCAGGACCCCAAGUACAGCGCCCUCCGCCAGCAGUUCUUCCGCUACCACGGCCUGUCCUCCCUUUGCAAUCUGGGCUGCCUCCUGAGCAAUGGGCUUCAUCUGGCAGGCCUCGCCCUGGCCCUCCACAACCUCUAGCUCCCACUGACUCUCUGUCUCUGCUCGGGCCCCAGAAGUCAAUAAACGCUUCUUUGGAAAUGA
This is a messenger RNA of Dama dama (fallow deer), 775 nucleotides long. RefSeq names its product transmembrane protein 205 (gene TMEM205). NCBI's taxonomy places the organism in Eukaryota, Metazoa, Chordata, Mammalia, Artiodactyla, Cervidae. The transcript has 4 exons. The record is from RefSeq and is a predicted model, not a curated record. Bases 143 to 712 code for a protein of 189 amino acids.